AUGGCCCCUAUCAUCCAUUGCGUUCGGCACGCUCAGGGCCUGCACAACCUCUGCACAGAAAACCACGUUAUCCACGAUCCCCUUCUCACAGACCUUGGCCACGAGCAAUGCCGCAAAUUGCGCGAGAACUUUCCCCGCCAUGCCGAGAUCGACCUGGUGACUGCCUCGCCACUCCGCCGCACCUUGUACACUGCGCUUGAGAGCUUCGGGCCUGUCUUCGAGACAAAGCCAGAUCUAAAAGUUAUUGCGCUUCCCGAUAUCCAGGAGACUUCAGACGUUGCAUGCGACACUGGUAGUGAUCCUUCCGCUCUGAAAGACGAGUUCAAGUCGCACGUUGAUUUAGAUCUCGUGCAGGAUGGAUGGAAUAACAAGGUAUACUUCUUUCGGGAGCGGCAAUCGGGUCGCUACGUACCAACCAAUCAUGCUCUCAAGGAGCGUGCUCGCGCAGCCCGCCGUUGGUUGAAAGCCCGACCGGAGAAGGAAAUCGUUAUGGUCACGCACGGCGGUUUCCUACACUACUUUACCGAAGACUGGGAAGACAGCAGCACUGGCUGGACCAACACCGAAUACCGCACUUACACUUUCUCCGAGGAGACACACACGGAGGACCUAGAGGGAUACGAAUUGGAUGGUGAUAAUGCUUCCAUUGAGGAAACUCUUGACUCGCGGCAGCGCCGCGGUAAGAGUGGACCUAUGGCUAGCCGUGAGGAACAAAAACUUCUGUAUAAGAAGGGUACUCAAGGGUGGGAUGACCAGGGAUUGCAAAUGAGCACCGCCGAUCGGGAGGCGGCUAAGGUUCCUGAAGGCAAGGAGAUCAAUGGUGUCCGAGUAUAG
This is a messenger RNA of Penicillium soppii, 834 nucleotides long. RefSeq lists its product as uncharacterized. The coding region runs from base 1 to 834 and encodes 277 amino acids. The transcript has 4 exons. The record is from RefSeq and is a predicted model, not a curated record. Lineage: Eukaryota; Fungi; Ascomycota; Eurotiomycetes; Eurotiales; Aspergillaceae. Gene Ontology annotation, cellular component: cytoplasm. Gene Ontology annotation, molecular function: phosphatase activity.